CUGGGGUCUCUGGCUGGGGCUCCUCUUCCCGGGUGCAGAAUUUGGCAGGCCCAGGGUAGGGCGCACCAUCCAUCCCCUAGGCUCACAAUGACGAGACAGGGCCGGGCUCUUUCUCCCUCGGGGCUGUUGCCACACUUCCUGCCUCGGCUCUCUUUCCCUAGCCUGUUUCUAAGGAAGGGAGUGGGGUUGGGCGACCGCACCCCAACUAUCCCGCCCCGUCGGCCCUCCAAAAGCUGACAGGAUAUCGGGCGAGCCCAGAGUGACUAAGGGAGGGCCUUGGGCUGAGGUACAGGGUAAGUCAGUGCCUAGAGACCACUUACAAGGUCCAGCCUCAUUCGUACAAGUCCCUUGUCUCUGGGAUCCACCGAGUCAUCUUCUAAGGCCGAUCUCAGAUAGCCAGCCUCCUUCACAGCUCGGAAGGAAGCUAUGUCCUGGCCAUUUUAACUCUCCGUCAACAGAGUUCUUCAAAUAACCACAGUGACCCCAACCUUUGCUAGCUGUCUUCUACUCCUCUUACGUCAGCGCUCCAGGACCCUUGUUCACCUUCUGCGUUUCUAAACUGACCUCCCCCAAAUUCCUUCCCUUUUCCUGUGGGAGAACCCUCAGACUCAUCUAUGGACUCUGGAGCCCCUACCCAUUUCUUGUACAAUAGAUACCUGAGCCCUGUUUCCUGACCGUUUCCUCCCACCUGUGACAAUUCCAGUUCUUUAAACACUUCGUACCCGGAACCUCUGGUUAAUUCCUAGGUCAAAUGUUAACAAUUGCCCCCCGCUUUGUACCUUCCCUGUUUUCUGGGGUAUUCUGGUUUAUUAUCAGUUCACAAGCCACAGCUACUCUGGGUUCCGCGAGACCUUUCCGGGUAUAUCCUGAGGCACCCCAUCUCCACCUGUAGUGUGCCGAGAUCUCAUAUAACCACCCGGUUGUACUCCCGCAGACCUAACCCCUAUGCGCCUCGGCCCCUCAACAUCCCUUGGCUUGUACGUCUGUCUCCACAGCCCCUCCCCCUGCAGCCGCGCAGAGCCACCCGGCUCGUGGCCGCUGUUUACAAGGACACGCGCUUCCUGACAGUGACGCGAGCCGCCUCCUCCCCUUCCCCACGCUCUAGGAGGGGGCCGCGGGGGCCUGGCUCCCGCGUCGGCCAAUCGGAGUGCACUUCCGCAGCUGACAAAUCAGUAUAAAAGCUUGGGGCUGGGGCCGAGCACUGGGGACCUUGAGGGUGGCCAGGCUAGCUUUGGAUCCUGCAGGGAGCGGGGAAUUAAGGGAAGCGACGCCGAGAAAGCAGGCGCACCACGGAGGAAGAGAAAAGCUCCGGAAGCCCGGCAGCGCUUUUACGCACAGCUGCCAACUGGCCGCUGCCGACCGUCUCCAGCUCCCGAGGACGCGCGACCGGACACCGGGUCCCGCCACAGCGGAGGACAGCUCGCCGCUCGCCGCAGCGAGGCCCGGGGCGGCCCUUCAGGGGGACCUUUCCCAGAUCGCCCAGGCCGCCCGGAUGUGCACGAAAAUGGAACAGCCUUUCUAUCACGACGACUCAUACGCAGCAGCGGGAUACGGUCGGAGCCCAGGCAGUCUGUCUCUACACGACUACAAACUCCUGAAACCAACCUUGGCCCUCAACCUGGCGGAUCCCUAUCGGGGUCUCAAGGGUCCUGGGGCGCGGGGUCCAGGCCCAGAGGGCAGUGGGGCAGGAAGCUACUUUUCGGGUCAGGGAUCAGACACAGGCGCAUCUCUGAAGCUAGCCUCUACGGAACUGGAGCGCUUGAUCGUCCCCAACAGCAACGGCGUGAUCACGACGACGCCCACGCCUCCGGGACAGUACUUUUACCCCCGUGGGGGUGGCAGCGGUGGAGGUACAGGGGGCGGCGUCACCGAGGAGCAGGAGGGCUUUGCGGACGGUUUUGUUAAAGCCCUGGACGACCUGCACAAGAUGAACCACGUGACGCCCCCCAACGUGUCCCUGGGCGCCAGCGGGGGUCCCCAGGCCGGGCCAGGUGGCGUCUAUGCUGGUCCGGAGCCGCCUCCGGUCUACACCAACCUCAGCAGUUACUCCCCAGCCUCUGCACCCUCCGGAGGCUCCGGGACCGCCGUCGGGACUGGGAGCUCAUACCCGACGGCCACCAUCAGCUACCUCCCACACGCACCACCCUUUGCGGGCGGCCACCCGGCGCAGCUGGGCUUGAGUCGCGGCGCUUCCGCCUUUAAAGAGGAACCGCAGACCGUCCCGGAGGCACGCAGCCGCGACGCCUCGCCGCCCGUGUCCCCCAUCAACAUGGAAGACCAGGAGCGCAUCAAAGUGGAGCGAAAGCGGCUGCGGAACAGGCUGGCGGCCACCAAGUGCCGGAAGCGGAAGCUGGAGCGCAUCGCGCGCCUGGAGGACAAGGUGAAGACACUCAAGGCUGAGAACGCGGGGCUGUCGAGUACUGCCGGCCUCCUGCGGGAGCAAGUGGCGCAGCUCAAGCAGAAGGUCAUGACCCACGUCAGCAACGGCUGCCAGUUGCUGCUAGGGGUCAAGGGACACGCCUUCUGAGAGCCUCCCUUGCUCCACACGGACACCCCCAGCCUUGAAGGCUGGGCGCCCGCCCCCCACUGGGGUGAGGGGGGCAGGCGAUGGGCACCCGCCCAGAGGCCUGGGGCGCAGCUCACACACUGGACUCCGGCCCGCCCGCCCGCGCCCAGUCCUUCCACCUCGAGGUUUACAUGGCCCCCUUCAAGCGUAUUUUGUAUGUUUUUUUUUUUUCUGGAAAGAGACUGAAUUCAUAUUGAAUAUAAUAUAUUUGUGUAUUUAACAGGGAGGGGAGAAGGGGGCUGUCGCGGCGGAGCUGGCCCCGCCGCCUGGUACUCAGCCUGCGGGGAUACUAGGGAGGGACCUCCGCCCCCUGCCCUCCCCCUCUGCACAGUACUGUGGAGAAGAAACACGCACUUCGUGUCUAAAGUCUAUUUUAAGAUGUGUUUGUGUGUGUGUGUUUGACUUUUUAUUGAAUCUAUUUAAGUAAAAAAAAAAUUGUCUUUAUUAA
Apodemus sylvaticus (European woodmouse) is the source of this 3014-nucleotide messenger RNA. It is a transcript of the gene Junb, whose product is annotated as JunB proto-oncogene, AP-1 transcription factor subunit. The transcript has a single exon. Gene Ontology annotation, cellular component: transcription regulator complex. Gene Ontology annotation, biological process: regulation of cell population proliferation; regulation of transcription by RNA polymerase II; regulation of cell cycle. The coding region runs from base 1493 to 2527 and encodes 344 amino acids. The record is from RefSeq and is a predicted model, not a curated record. Gene Ontology annotation, molecular function: RNA polymerase II cis-regulatory region sequence-specific DNA binding; transcription factor binding; DNA-binding transcription factor activity, RNA polymerase II-specific. NCBI's taxonomy places the organism in Eukaryota, Metazoa, Chordata, Mammalia, Rodentia, Muridae.